ACAUAAUACAGGAGAUGAAUUAAUGGUUACACUCACAGAAAGCAAGCAAAUUAAGAAAGAAAAUUCAAAUUUAUCAAAAUCGGAAAACUUGCCAUCAGAUAGUUCUAAUCAUCAAAUAGAUAGCAAUUUAAGCCCUGAUGAAAGACGUCAAAAAGCAGCAGCGGAUCGCGAGUCUCAGAGAAAAGAGUUAAAAAAUUUGAAGAAACUGAAAAAGCGCCAGUCCGCCGGGCAGAAACUUGAUGAUGAUAUAGUUAUUAUGGUACCACAAAAGAAAGCUACUGCAGCUGAUAAACUCGAAGAAACUCCUACUGUGGUUAUUGAUUCCGCAGAAUCAGAUGGAAAGAUCACAAUUGCUCGUAUAAAACAUUCAAAAGACAAAACUUCUUCUGCUGAUUCAGAUACAGAUGGUUCAGUGGAUUUAGAUGCGCUCAUAGCUGAAGGUAGUGAUUUAGAUUCUAAUGCGAUUCAAUUGAAUGAUGAUGGUCUAGACGAUGGUGAUGACAACUUCUGGAAAAUUGACCCAACUGAGCUUGAAAGACAUUUAUCUCCAUCAACAACUCCUUUGCGUCGUCCCUCACCAGAUCCACAAAGUACACCAACUUUGGUUUCUUUGGCAAUUUCUAACAGACCGGUCAGCAUGAUCGCGGAAGAAGAGGAGAAUUUAAGUGAUACACCCCUCGAAAUUGAUGGGCAGGAAGCUGACGAUAUUUUAAAUAC
Messenger RNA from Dentiscutata heterogama, 717 nucleotides. The record is from the annotation of a GenBank genome assembly. NCBI's taxonomy places the organism in Eukaryota, Fungi, Glomeromycota, Glomeromycetes, Diversisporales, Gigasporaceae.